Molecule: messenger RNA, 1934 nt
Organism: Phaedon cochleariae (mustard beetle)
Lineage: Eukaryota; Metazoa; Arthropoda; Insecta; Coleoptera; Chrysomelidae
Source: the annotation of a GenBank genome assembly
CGACUUUGUCUACAUCAAUAACACAUCGACAGUUAUAAAAGUCAUUAUUGUCAUUUCAACAAUUUUUUUGAACCUAUUUACAUAGCAGAUUUCAAUAGGAAUAUAACUUAUGCAGAUGUGAAAACCUACUAACGAAUAUUGACAAAAUGUUAAACAAAACUGCCAUUACCUAUGGUCUUUUAAAAGACGAAAACGUUAACGAUGAUCAUCAGGAGAAAGAAGAUGCGCUGGAGGCGACUAUUGGAAAUUUCGGAAAAUGGCAGCUGCGAAUAUCCGUUCUCAUGUCCUUACUGAAAUUUCCUAUCGCCUGGUUCACCCUGAGCAUCAUUUUCCUCGCACCACCGACCAAUUUUUGGUGCAAGCCGUCUCAGAAAUAUUCGAAUAUGUCUGAUACAGAAUGGUUGAAGAUUUCAGAGAAAAAUUAUCCACGAGCUAUGAAACAGGAAGGUGUAAAUUCGGGUUAUUGUGAAAUGGUGGACAUCGAAAACAAUCCAAAUUCAACAAUACCUUGCGUAUAUGGUUAUGGAUAUAAUAGAACGAUAUUUUCAUCCACUAUCAUCACGGAAUGGGAUUUAGUUUGUGGACACGAACGUCUGGUGGAACUCAGCCAAAUGACUUUGAUGUUUGGAGUACUGAUAGGUAACAUCUUCUGCGGAAUAAUGGCAGACAAGAAGGGUCGAAAAACCGUCCUGUUGUGGUGCAUCAUCUCACAGUCGGUGUUGGGAACAGUAGACUCGCUGGUACCUUGGUACUCCCUCUUCGUGCUGCUGAGGUUCCUCCUAGGCAUCGCCAAUGGAGGCACCGUCGUCACCUCCUUCGUCAUGUGCUUGGAGGUAGUGGGAGGGAAAUGGAGGACGGUAGUACCGAUACUCUACCAGAUACCGUUCGGCUUCGGUAUCUCCAUCAUGGCGGGACUAGCUUAUUUCAUGAGAGACUGGAGGGAACUACAUCUGGCCAUUUCGAUGAUAUCCAGCAUUUACUUUCUAUAUGGAUGGUACGACUAUUUUUCUUCCACACGGACAAUCAAAAGGUGCAUGCCAGAGUCUCCAAGAUGGCUGCUAGCUGUGGGAAGAAAAGAUGAAGCGAUUCGAAUCCUCAGGGAAGCUGCGAUCGAAAACAAGCUCAAUCAGCAAAAAUUUCAAGAAGCUGUGUCCGGACUGCCGACCAUCACGAAAACAACGAAACAGAAAGCUUCCUUUUCCGCAUUGUUCAGCACGAGAGAAUUGAGAAAGAGGAGCUUUUUACUAUACAUCAAUUGGACCAUCUCCGGCAUAACCUUCUAUGCCUUCUCCCAGUACCUGGGUCACGUGGGCAGCAACGUCUUCCUCACCGUGGCUACCAGCGGUCUGAUCGCCGUGCCCGGUGCCCUCCUCUGCAUCCUAUUGGUGGGAAGAGCCGGCAGAAGAGCAACCUUGGCAGGCAGCCACCUGUUCACCGCCUGUUGCUUCCUGGCGGUCAUCGCGGUACCGAAAGGGCAGUACAGUCACGAUUGGCCCAGAGUAGUUCUGGCUGGCUGCGGGAUCACCGGUAUAUCCAUCUCGAUGCCGGCCCUCUACCUGUGGACGGGAGAGCUGUACCCCACCGUGCUGCGCAACGCCGGCGUCGGGACGUCCAUCAUGUUCUCCAGGAUCGGUUCGAUGCUGGCGCCGGUCGUGGUGGCCUUGGAAGAAUUCGGCCCUCACGUGCCUCUGCUCAUUCUGGCUGUGGGCGCAUGCGCAGAAGGCCUUUUGGUGCUGCCGCUGCCCGAAACCAAAGGGCUUGCUUUGCCAGACACCAUAGAAGAUUUGGAGGAUUUGGGGAGUUUAGAAAGUGAUGAGAAGGGCUAUGUGACAGUGCCUGUACGGAAUGAUGACGGGAGAGAAGAAGAAGCUGAAUGAAAUGAUAUUAAGACUGUAAAAUCGAUUGAUGAUUAUAUUUUUUUUAUAAAAGAAAGG